This is a messenger RNA of Dinoponera quadriceps, 1295 nucleotides long. RefSeq lists its product as uncharacterized. The record is from RefSeq and is a predicted model, not a curated record. The transcript has 4 exons. The coding region runs from base 177 to 926 and encodes 249 amino acids. Lineage: Eukaryota; Metazoa; Arthropoda; Insecta; Hymenoptera; Formicidae.
ACUACGUACUAUUUCGCUCAGCUACGUUAUUACGAAAGACACCGGUAAACUAAUGAUUCCAUCUGAACGUAUAAAUACGAGAAUAAACGAUUCCUCAAGAGCAGUCUAGAUCCGUUUCUUGUUAUUGACGUUGUCAUUAUUGUGUCGGGAAAUAUUGCUUCUCAUACGAGAUAAUAAUGCUGACACAAAACAAAAUGUUUGCUGCAAAUCUCAUUUUGGUGUUCAUCGUAGCGCACGCCACAGCAGAAAUACCUUCCUACAUUAACGUGUGCGGCCGUAAAAACCCGAAUCUCGAUGAAUGCAUCUUGAAGAAUAUUGAAAAUUUGAAGAAUAAAAUAUGCGAGGGAAUGCCGGAGCUCAGUGUUCCACCAACCGAGCCGUUGGCUUUGAGCAAAAUUAACGUCAUUAACAGCGAUACCGCCAAAAUAUCCCUCGAUAACGUGUAUUUAAGGGGAAUCUGCAAUUUCGAAGUGCAAUCUUUCCAUAUGGAUCUCGAAAAGCGACAUUUCGACGUUGACCUCAUAUUCAGGCAAAUCAAAAUGAACAUGACGUAUAACUUCAACGUGAAUAUAAUAGUACCUGUUGCUAUAAAAGGACCGAUUAGUAUUACCACAGAUAACGUGUCAGCAAAAUCGGGCGUUGAUCUCAAUGUGGCGACGAAAGGCAACAAGCAAUUUGUAUACUUGUCGAAUAUAAAACUGGAUCUCGGCAUUAAAAGAUACGAUGCGAACGUUAGUUCGUUUGACGAUGCACAAAUGGCAACAAUGCGAGAAAUCGGCCAGCACUUUCUAGGCAACAACCAACAGGAACUCCUCGCGGUGUUGAAACCGAUCUUAGAGGAUGUCAUUUCCAAGCAGAUUCUUAACUUUUCUAACAAGAUUGUCAGGCAUUUCACUUAUGACGAACUCUUUCCUGACCGGACAUAAAUAAAAUAAAUUAUCUCGUUAUUAAGACAAAUAUUCCGUCCUAAGAAUUUUGUUACGUUCACAUAUCUAAAUAUCGAAUACAGAAAGAGAGAGAGAGAGAGAGAGAGAGAGAGAGAAAAUAUAAUCGAACCGUUGGAGACUUUUGGGUAUCAAAUUAAUACGUACAAUUUUAAACUAAUAUACAUUGCACCUUUUAUGAUCGUGCGUUUAUUCUCAGCUAUCAUAACACUUAUACGAUUUCGGUCGAAUCUUGCAUCCAUUGCAAAUCGAUUGCAAGCAGAUGCAAAAGAUGAAAACAUAUAAUAACACUUUCUAAUAAUAGUUAUAAAAUAUUAAGCUUUACAUACAAUAUUAUAUAAUUUAUUAUAC